CAUCGCCUUGUGCAAGAUCUACCGUCACUCUGAGACGUCUGUGAUCUUCUUUAAAGAGACGAGGGACUCUACUGAACAAAUCCACUCCACGCGGAUUCAAAUUAUUCCUCUUUGCCCCCUCUCUCCUUUCUUUUCUUCACCCCCCUGAUCAGGAUAAACCAUCCUGUGUUUUGUAAAGCCAAUUGUUAGUGCGUAUCAUCGCGGGAGCCAAAAGGAGGUUUGCCACUGUUCAUAGACUGCGGGCUGCUGGAGAGUCAUGACAGCUGAGAAGAGCGGGCCCGUUAUAAACGGUAAACCAGAGGAUGGCAAAGACCCGGAAGGGUCCAGCUCCAGCCUGGAUAACGCAGAUGGAUACAAUGAGAGGGGUCAGUGGAACAACAAGAUCGAGUUUGUCCUGUCUGUGGCCGGAGAGAUCAUUGGCCUGGGAAAUGUCUGGAGGUUUCCUUACCUCUGCUACAAGAAUGGUGGAGGUGCAUUCUUCGUCCCGUACGUCAUCUUCUUUGUGUGCUGCGGUAUUCCCGUGUUUUUCCUGGAGACUGCCCUGGGUCAGUUCACCAGCGAGGGAGGUAUCACUUGUUGGAGGAAGGUCUGCCCGCUGUUCGAAGGUAUCGGCUACGCAACACAGGUGAUUGAAGCUUAUCUAAACGCGUACUAUAUAGUGAUCCUUGCCUGGGCCAUCUUCUACCUCUUCAACUGCUUCACCACUGAGCUGCCGUGGGCCGGCUGUGGGCACUACUGGAACACAGAGAACUGUAUUGACUACUAUGGAGAAAAUGCCACCAACAUCACAAACCCCAAUGCUACUUCUCCAGUCAUCGAGUUCUGGGAACGUAGAGUGCUGAAGAUAUCAGAUGGUAUUGAGCACAUGGGAGGAAUGCGCUGGGAGCUGGCCAUGUGUCUGGCUCUUGCCUGGUUCAUCUGUUACUUCUGCAUCUGGAAGGGACCCAAGUCAACCGGCAAGGUCGUAUAUGUGACGGCUACAUUCCCCUACUUCAUGCUGUUGAUCCUGCUGAUCAGAGGAGUGACCCUGCCAGGUGCAUUUGAUGGCAUCAAGUUCUACCUCUACCCGGAUAUUUCCCGUCUCUCUGACCCUCAGGUAUGGGUAGAUGCUGGAACCCAAAUCUUCUUCUCCUAUGCCAUCUGCUUGGGCUGUCUCACUGCUCUGGGAAGCUACAAUGCCUACGACAACAACUGCUACAGAGACUGCAUCAUGCUGUGUUGUCUAAACAGCGGCACCAGCUUCGUAGCAGGUUUUGCCAUUUUCUCUGUGCUGGGUUUCAUGGCCUAUGAGCAAAAUGUUCCCAUUGAGGCUGUGGCAGAAUCUGGUCCUGGUCUUGCAUUCAUCGCAUACCCCAAGGCUGUAACCAUGAUGCCUCUGUCUCCACUCUGGGCCUGUCUUUUCUUUAUGAUGCUUAUCUUCCUCGGUCUGGACAGUCAGUUUGUGUGCGUGGAGAGCUUGGUGACAGCCGUGGUGGACAUGUACCCAGAAACCUUCAGGAGAGGCUACCGCAGAGAGCUGCUGAUUCUGGGCAUGUCCAUAACCUCCUUCUUCAUAGGACUCAUCAUGUGUACAGAAGGUGGGAUGUAUGUCUUCCAGCUGUUCGACUCGUAUGCUGCCAGUGGGAUGUGUUUGCUGUUUGUGGCCAUAUUUGAGUCCAUAUGUAUCGGCUGGGUGUAUGGUAGUGACAGAUUCUACCUUAACAUUGAGGACAUGAUCGGCUACAAACCCAUCUUCUUCAUCAAAUGGUGCUGGAUGAUCCUGACCCCGGGCAUCUGUGCUGGCAUUUUCUUGUUCUUCUUGAUUAAAUACAAGCCUCUGAAGUACAACAACGUGUACACCUACCCAGACUGGGGCUACGGUAUCGGCUGGUUCAUGGCCAUGUCCUCAAUGGUCUGCAUCCCUCUGGGGAUUAUCUGGAUGAUCUGGAAGACCCCUGGAACUUUCUCUGAGAGAAUGAAGAAGCUGACAACUCCCAGCCCAGACCUGAAAAUGAGAGGGAAACACGCCGCUCUCAGUCCAUACGCUGCCAACGACGCCAAACUCAAGGUUGAUGGGAAAAUAUCCACCAUCUCAGAGAAGGAGACGCAUUUCUAACUGACCACCCGACCAACCAACCAAGCUGCCUGCUGAGUCACGAUAAAUCCAACAACAGAAAACUACAGCAAACACCUACACAACCCAACACAACACAAAACAGGAAAAGAAACAAAUGACUGGGAGUGUUAUUUUUGUUUUGUACAAAAAAAGGAAAAAAAGGAAAAGUUAUCACAUGAUUAUAGUCUGCUUCUGUUUUGCACAAACUUUGAUAACACAUUUGUUGUUUUCAGUUAACAUUGUGACUAAAGCAGCUGUUUCUUUCUAACCAUUAAUAUUUUAAAUCUGUUUGAUGACAUACAGUAUAAGGUUAAAACUUGUCCUGGUACCUUGUCAGUACUGUUCACACUAGUGCGGCAGCCUUUAGGCACUUUAUGUUGUGUUGUAAAGGCUUACAGCGUACAUUUAUUGGCAAAGUACUGUAUCUCUCUUUUAGGUACUAGGUACCCAAAUGUGACUGACUAAGAUGUAGCAGCUUGAGGACCAUUCUACAUAGUUUUUGUGUGUAAAGAGGAACACUACAAUGCAUGCUGGUAGGCUAUAGGAGGGCAUAACCUGAACACAAUUUGUAUAUAGAGUUUCUCCAUUUACCUUAAAAUCUGGAAUAUAAGUUGCAGCCUUGUGUAUGACCUAGUCUGUUUAUGGGGUUCCCCAGAAGUUAAAAAGAGAUUUACACUGCCUGUGAGUGCAGUUUCUGUGCACCUGUGGAGCUCUUUCAGGUAUUGAUUUUGCACUCCUAGCUGCUGGUACUGUAGUUGAGCACUUAGCCUGCAGUAAAGCCCUGUGUCCACAGGCACCGAGAGUGCUUUCCUCAGUUUCGAAAUGCUUGUCAUCAGCCUUUAUGGCUGCUAGGUUCUAAAAGUUGACUUCUGCUUUCAUCAGUCGUAUCAGUAACAAUGUUUUUGAAUUGCUUCAUGUGCUCCAUAUGCUUAUCUUUUUUAAAGGAAAUAUCACCAAGAAGUUAUAAAAGCAGCGUAAAUGAAUCUUGCUGACAUUAGCAGCAGCUGUAGAACUGGAAGCUUUGGAGUCAUAAUGGUUUCUUUUCUGCCAUAAUCAGGAGUUCCACCCCAUUUGAAUUUUGAUUGGCCAGAGAGUGAGAAGUGACAUUGAUGAGUGCUGCAAAGUUCCAAGUGUUGAAAUGUUUUUUAAGCGAGACUGCAUUAAAACAACUCUAAAAGCUUUCCAUCUUCAGCUUAGUUUGUGAGGGUUACGGGGUGGUGGUUCAUUUUAAUGUGAGUGGUCAUUUAUUCAUUGGAGUGUUUAGCUUAGACUUAGCAUGCCAGCAUGCUCUGUAGUGAAGCUGCUGCUUACAUUAUGCACAGGGAUGACCUGUUGAUUCCUCUGGGCUUGGUACAGUGGCUGAGGACAGCUUUUGCUCUUGCAGCCAUGAAGGUUUAUCUCUGUGUUGACUUUUCAAUAUGUUAUUGCACCAUAAAUCACCUCUCUCAGCAUUUUAAACUGGCUUAUUGGUCACAAAGGCCUCCUUUUAAAUUGAAAAAAAAAAAAAAAAAAAAAAGGUACUACAAGUGCAUCUUAUACUCCAAAUUUUAGGGUAAAAAUUAGACAAUAUCUUAGUCAGUUGUGGCUGUGAGGACUAUGGAGCAUUUUUUGGGCCUUAGGUUAUUUUUGUUCACUUGAAAUCAUUUAUGUUGCUAAGCAACAUAAGCAAAAAAAAAAUGCUUAUUGGAUGUAAUUGUUUUUUAUGAGGUUGUUGAUCAUCAUGUUAAGAUGUUUUGAGUCCUUGAGGGCUUAUGGGGUUUCUGAUUAAUCACUACUUGGUGAUUAAACGGUAAUUUUAAAGGACGGAUAAACCGAAGUCCUGAGCUUAAAUACUCUCUGAAUCCACUUCCAUCAGUUUUGGACAUCUUCAUUUUCACACCUUGGGUUUUUAGCUACAUCUGAUCACGUCUGGAAAUAAGUGUAACUUGCAGGACAAGUCUAAAACCACACCUCUCUCUCCUCUAGUUGCCCUCCUGUAAGUCGUGGCUCUGUCAUUUCACAGUAAUUAUGGUGAGCCUAACGCAGAGUGACAGACAGACGUGCCCCCAACCCCACCGCUGCAUUUUUACUCUGCGCUCCGCCUGUAGAGGAUGGAUGCCGAUCAGAUGAGCAUUUCAUAACCCAUCUGUCUGCUCCUCCCCUCUCUUUUUAUUCUCUCUUCUUGUCCCCUUCUCUAUCUCCUUCCUUCUCAUCUUCAACCUCUGCUUGUCCUCCCUCUCCUUCUGUCAUUGGCUUCUCUUUGUCACAUGGAGGGCUAAGGCAAUGACAUGGGCCUUGCAUGAUGCUUCUGAAUGGUAUGUAUUUUUUCACAGACCUAUGCAUCAGUGAGAGCCUGGCUGCUGUUGUUAGUGUGACCUUUCUCCUGACAUUGUAAACCUCAAUGGAAAAAAAAAACCUUUUGCUGCCUGAGCCACUCACGGUGGGUGGGUGGAGGGCCACAGUCUGUUGGUGUGAUCCAUUUAACAGUGGUGAGAGUCAAUGAGCUGGUCUCAUUGUUCAGAUCAAUCUCAGUCCAUUACAGCCUCAUCCAAUCAGCGCUCGAAUGACUCCAAGUUUUCCUACCUCCCUUCCUUGCUUGCUUUGUCCGACUUUCUUGCUCUUCUUCCCUUCUCUUCCCUUCGUCCUUGUUUCCUGAUGAAAAUGCAAUCAGAGGAAUGCAUCAGAGAGGAAUUUCUCUACAGUUUAUCAGGAGGAGGCAAAGAGAGCAGGGAAAGAAAUAAAGGGUUGAUGAGCCGAGGAAGUGCAUGAUAGAGUAAGUAAUGAGGGAAAUCGAGGAAGUGAUUAACGACCGAAGCCCCUCCUGUCUAAGCUGUGACAUCCUCUUAAACAUGUGAUUGGUCCCUCUGGUUUUGAUGCAUUAUGACAUUAUCACCUCCUCACUGAUGUUUGUGCAAGUUUAUAGUUGUGUGCAUCAGAGAAUAAUCGCCUGCUGUUUAACACUGAUUGUGUUGAUGUAUAUUUUUACAUCUCUUUUUAGAAAACCGUGGUCUAUUCCUUGGGAUGAAAGAUGUUUAAAAAUUUGCUGUAUUAAAAAAGAAUGUGUCUUUGUUUUGACUUUUGAUAUGCCGCUCAAAAGAUCUUGUUAUAGAAAUAUAAUGAAAGGUGUUUUACUGUUCUGUACUGUUCUACACACAUUUUGGUAUUCACAGGACACAUGAACUGUCUGCUUACUCAUUUUUAAGAAUAAAUAUU
Cheilinus undulatus (humphead wrasse) is the source of this 5287-nucleotide messenger RNA. RefSeq names its product solute carrier family 6 member 11b (gene slc6a11b). Gene Ontology annotation, cellular component: membrane. The record is from RefSeq and is a predicted model, not a curated record. Gene Ontology annotation, biological process: sodium ion transmembrane transport. The transcript is spliced from 15 exons. Lineage: Eukaryota; Metazoa; Chordata; Actinopteri; Labriformes; Labridae. Bases 257 to 2095 code for a protein of 612 amino acids.